AUGACUCAUAAUCACUCACUGACACGCAACAUCUUUGCUAGCAAUCUAGAAGAUACGAUAACAAGCGGUAAUAUAAUCUCAGAUCUAACUGAUCACUUUUCUCAAUUUUGUAUUCUUAACUCUUCUAAUAACCUCUUUGACCUCCAAAGUACGAAAAUGCUAGUCCGUGACUUCUCUAAUUAUUCAGAGGCAAAAUUCUUAAACGAACUGUCCCAACUUGACCUAACUGGCGCAGUCUCAGGACUGAAUGAUGUAAAGAAAUCUUUUUCUGUGUUUUACAAUAAACUGAAGAAACCUCUCAAUAAGCACGCACCUUUUAAGCCAAUAUCAAAACGUAAGAAAAAGAGAUUAUUAAAA
Porites lobata is the source of this 357-nucleotide messenger RNA. The record is from the annotation of a GenBank genome assembly. NCBI's taxonomy places the organism in Eukaryota, Metazoa, Cnidaria, Anthozoa, Scleractinia, Poritidae.